ACAAAUUGAUUAUAUAAAGUUAAAAUUAAUGCAAAAUUAUUUACUAACCAGCUAAGAACGAAUCCUUAACAUGCGUAAAUACAUAAAUAGCGAUCUGUUUUAGAAAUAAAUAAUUAAGAGUUCUUAAAACCAGUGCUUUUCUUUCUCAGAUUGUCAAAGGAAUUAUCGAAACACUUGAAUUGGAUUCACAGAGUGAAAGUGUUCCGCAAAUCUGGGUUGAUUUGUGAGAAUGGCGCCAGUUUCAGCUCUCGCAAAGUACAAGCUAGUGUUCUUGGGCGAUCAGUCCGUUGGCAAAACCAGCAUCAUCACUCGCUUCAUGUACGACAAAUUCGACAACACUUAUCAGGCUACAAUUGGUAUAGAUUUUCUGUCAAAAACUAUGUACCUUGAAGAUCGAACUGUUCGACUGCAGUUGUGGGAUACAGCUGGACAGGAAAGAUUUAGAAGUCUUAUUCCAAGCUACAUUAGGGAUUCAUCUGUUGCUGUCAUUGUUUAUGAUGUUGCAAGUAUGCCAUUUAAAUGCCGUCAGACUUUUCUAAACACAUCAAAAUGGAUUGAAGAGGUGCGCAGUGAAAGAGGCAGUGAUGUAAUUGUUGUUCUUGUUGGGAACAAAACUGAUCUUGUGGAUAAAAGGCAAGUCUCUACAGAGGAAGGGGAAGCAAAGUCCCGAGAGUUAAACGUUAUGUUUAUUGAAGCUAGUGCAAAAGCUGGCUUUAAUAUAAAGGCCCUCUUUCGAAAAAUUGCGGCUGCAUUGCCCGGAAUGGAGACAUUAUCUACCUCAAAACAGGAAGACAUGGUCGACGUGAACCUGAGGUCUUCGGGUGGCCAUGACUCUCAACCUCAAGAGGGUGGAUGUGCUUGCUGAAUGUGCCUUCCUUGUCCUAAAGUUUUGUAUCUUUCUGCUUCAUGCUAUUUAUUUGGAAUGUGUUUGCCUCAGAUAUGUAAAGGUUUAUUAGUCCUUUAGACUUGAACAACUUUAUUUGAGAGAAAUUACUGAAAACAAGUGGAGAGGGAGCAUUGAAAGAACUGAUAUGAUAUAACACAGCUUAUUGGUUAGUCGAUUA
Molecule: messenger RNA, 1064 nt
Organism: Cajanus cajan (pigeon pea)
Lineage: Eukaryota; Viridiplantae; Streptophyta; Magnoliopsida; Fabales; Fabaceae
Product: ras-related protein RABH1b
Molecular function (GO): GTPase activity; GTP binding
Source: RefSeq, a predicted model, not a curated record